Messenger RNA from Cannabis sativa, 1404 nucleotides. RefSeq lists its product as uncharacterized. Bases 1 to 1404 code for a protein of 467 amino acids. Gene Ontology annotation, molecular function: catalytic activity. The record is from RefSeq and is a predicted model, not a curated record. NCBI's taxonomy places the organism in Eukaryota, Viridiplantae, Streptophyta, Magnoliopsida, Rosales, Cannabaceae. The transcript has a single exon.
AUGAAGAUUCUUACAUGGAACAUUAGAGGCAGUGGUGAUAAGGAGAAAAGAAGGGCUAUUAAGGCAACUUUAUGUAAACUCAAUCCAGAUAUUAGAAUAAUACAAGAAGUCAAGAAGGAAGUCGUAGAUAGAAAUUUUGUGGGAAGCAUAUGGAGAUCAAGAUUUAAAGCAUGGAUCCUUCUCCCAUCUAUUGGGAGGUUGGGGGGUACGUUGUUGAUAUGGGACACUAGAAGUAUCACAGUGUUGGGCUCAAUGAUAGGAGAGUUCUCUAUAUCAGUGCUAAUUAAAACAGAAGAAAAAGAACCUUGGUGGUUCUCGGGUGUUUACGGGCCUUGCUCAUAUAAAGCAAGAUCUGACUUUUGGGAUGAGAUGGCGGGCCUUAGCUCAAUUUGUGGGGAAUCUUGGUGUAUAGGGGGUGACUUCAAUGUAGUCAGAAGCGUACAAGAAAAGCUGAACAAUAAUUCAUGUACGAGGAGUAUGAAGAUUUUUGAUGAAUUAGUGAAUGUGUUGAGAUUGAUUGACCCUAAACUUAACAAUGGAAGAUUUACGUGGUCAAACUUUCGAGAAAAUCCAAUCUGUAGCAGACUAGAUAGAUUCUUGUUUACUAACAAGUGGAACAUCGCCUAUCCAUAUGUCAGACAGGAAAUGGCAGUCAGAGUAGUUUUAGAUCACAGUCUGGUAAUACUUGAUUCAGAUCCACCGAAUUGGGGCCCUUGCCCCUUUAGAUAUGACAACCAAUGGUUGGAACACAAGUCUUUUUCCAAGCUCUUCGAAAAAUGGUGGAAAGAGACAUCGGUGUCAAGUUGGUCAGGAACAAAAUUCAUGAGCAAAUUAAAGAAGAUACAAGAGAAGAUAAAGGUGUGGAGCAAAUCUACUUUUGGAGAUAACCGCAUGAGGAAAAUUGCUCUAGAAAGAAGGUUAGAAGAUCUAGAUAGACUAGAAGGAAGCAACAGAUGGAAUGAAACUUUGAAUGAAGAGAGAAGGGAGAUCAAGAAGGAAUGGCAAAAGUUAGCAUUUGAAGAAGAAAGGAAUGUGUGGCUGAAGUCUAAAUGCAAGUGGGCUAAGGAGGGAGAUGCAAAUAUCAGAUUUUUCCAUAAUCUGUUGAAUGCAAGGAAGGCCAGAAACACAAUAUCUAGAAUUGAGAAAGAAAACGGAGAUGUGGUCGACAAGGAAGAUGAAAUAGUCGAAGAAUUGAUUGGUUAUUAUACCAAACUCUACACCUCUGAAAGAAGAGAGGGGAUGGGUGUGGAAGGAAUUUUUUGGAGACAAAUUUCUACUGAAUCAGCUAGAGAAUUAGAGCGACCAUUUGAUGAGGAAGAAAUAAGGAGAGUUGUUUUUGAUUGUGAAGGCAAUAAAGCACCGGGACCCGAUGGUUUUAGUCUAGCAGUCUUCCAAAAUAACUGA